AUGGUUUCUUUCAAGUCCCUCGCUUCAGCGGGUUUCGUUCUCGCUGGUCUUGUUUCUGCUCAUCCUGGUGAGAAGCAUGAUCAUCAGAAGAUUAAGAGACAGAUUCAGACCCGUGAUACUAUCGCCAACUUGGGCCAGAGGUCCUUGAACCAGUGUUCUGGUUCUUUGCAUGCUCGGGAGUUGAAGGCUCGUUCGAUUGCUCGCCGAGCUGAGAAGGUCGAGCAGCUCCGCAAGAGACUUGGUAUCAAGAGUGCCGCUAAGAAGCAUCGCCGCGAUGAGGACGAUAUUGUCAAGUGGGAGGCUGUCAACCACAACAAGACUGGAGUCUCGGACAACAACAUGUUCACUCCUCUCGAGACAGUCUUUGGCGCCAACUCCAGCUGUAUCCUUUCUCCCGAGAUCACUGCCGGUCCUUACUACAUCGUCGGCGAAUAUCUACGAUCCAACGUCAUCGAAACCGAGUUCUGUGACGGUGUCCCUCUGUUCCUCGAAGUCCAAUACGUCGAUGUCUCUACCUGCAAUGGAGUCCCCAACUUGGCUACUGAUGUCUGGAACUGCAAUGCCACUGGUGUUUACUCCGGCGUUAGCUCCCAAGCCGGUCUGAACACCACUUUCCUUCGCGGUAUUCAGAUCACCGACCACGAUGGUGUUGUUCAGUUUGAGACUAUUUUCCCUGGUCACUAUGAGGGACGUGCUACCCAUACUCAUCUCCUCACUCACGCCAAUGCAUCGGUCUCUUCCAACGGCACUAUUCAGGUCUACAACAGCCCUGUUCAGCACAUCGGACAGCUUUUCUGGCCUGAGGAUCUUCGUGAGGAAGUUGAAGCUCUUGCCCCCUACAACACCAACACUGUUGAAGUGACCACCAACGAGGAGGAUAUGUGGUCUGUCCUCCAGGCCGAUGAGUCUUAUGACCCUUUCCCUCAGUACGUCUACCUGGGAGACUCUGUCAAGGAUGGAAUCUUUGCUUGGAUUCAGAUUGGUAUCAACACUACUGCGGACUAUACCUCGGAUGAGUACUACGGCGUUGCUGGAUACUUGGCUAGCGAUGGUGGUCAUGCUUUGGACAGUGGUAUUGGUGGAGGCGGUGGCGGCGGCCAGGGAGGUGAGCCUCCUUCGGGCAGUGGAACCCCUCCUGCUGGCCAGCCCACUGGAACUCGCUCUGCCUAA
Molecule: messenger RNA, 1170 nt
Organism: Fusarium tjaetaba
Lineage: Eukaryota; Fungi; Ascomycota; Sordariomycetes; Hypocreales; Nectriaceae
Product: gpi anchored protein
Exons: 2
Coding region: 1-1170 (389 amino acids)
Molecular function (GO): ferric iron binding; oxidoreductase activity, acting on single donors with incorporation of molecular oxygen, incorporation of two atoms of oxygen
Source: RefSeq, a predicted model, not a curated record